Messenger RNA from Carassius auratus (goldfish), 2909 nucleotides. RefSeq names its product plexin-D1. Gene Ontology annotation, molecular function: semaphorin receptor activity. Gene Ontology annotation, cellular component: plasma membrane; semaphorin receptor complex. The coding region runs from base 282 to 2270 and encodes 662 amino acids. The record is from RefSeq and is a predicted model, not a curated record. NCBI's taxonomy places the organism in Eukaryota, Metazoa, Chordata, Actinopteri, Cypriniformes, Cyprinidae. Gene Ontology annotation, biological process: positive regulation of axonogenesis; regulation of GTPase activity; endothelial cell migration. The transcript is spliced from 17 exons.
UUGGUUAUUGGAUACUGGAUGAAGUGUUUUGAUCACUGGAAGUACAAGUGAUGAUGAGCGUUCAUUUUAAUUGUGAGGAGCACAGAUGAUGCCAGAGCUCAAACACAAUAUCAGCGCUGACCAACUGUGAACACACUCUGCAGAGACAGAGAGCAGUCAGAAUCGAAUCGAAUCGUUCAAUAGUCAGAUAUUCCAGCAUGUGCUUGUGUUGUGUCUGAUCCUCGGGUGGUGUGUUUCAGGUGCGUGUGGGUCACUUCUGUAAGGUGAUAGCGGUGGUGCAGAUGGGUGGAGGCAGUGAGCUGGCCAUCGUGGUCUCCAUCGUGGUGUGCUGUGUGCUGCUGCUGCUGUGCACUGUGGCACUGGUGGUUUAUUGCACUAAGAGCCGCAGAGCAGAGAGGUACUGGCAGAAGACUCUGUUACAGAUGGAUGAGAUGGAGUCCCAGAUCCGUGAUGAGAUACGCAAAGGUUUUGCGGAGCUGCAGACUGAUAUGACGGAUCUGACUAAAGAGCUGAGCCGCACACAGGGAAUCCCCUUCCUGGAGUACAAGCAGUUCGUCACACGCACCUUCUUCCCCAAGACGUGCUCUGACUACGAGAGGAGUCUGGUCCAGCCGGUAUAUGAGAACGAUCCUCUGGGCCCGCGAGUUCUGUCUGAAACACAUCCUCUGCUGCAGGACUGGCAGUCGUCUAAUAGAAUGCGGCCCAACCUGGACGAGGGAAUGACGCUGUUUUCCACUCUUCUCAACAACAAACACUUCCUGGUCACCUUUGUUCAUGCCCUGGAGCAGCAGAAAGACUUUGCCGUAAGAGACAGGUGCAAUCUGGCCUCUCUGCUCACCAUUGCCCUCCAUGGUAAACUGGAGUACUACACCAGCAUCAUGAAGGAGUUGCUAGUGGAUCUGAUCGACGCUUCAGCCUCCAAAAACCCCAAACUGAUGCUCCGGCGGACCGAGUCCGUGGUGGAGAAGAUGCUCACCAACUGGAUGUCCAUCUGCAUGUACAGCUACCUUAAGGAGACGGUCGGAGAGCCCUUCUUCCUGCUGCUGUGUGCCAUCAAGCAGCAGAUCAACAAGGGCUCGACCGACGCCAUCACGGGGAAGGCACGCUACACACUCAGCGAGGACUGGCUCCUGCGAGAGAACAUCGAAGCCAAACCACAGAACAUCCACGUCUCCUUCCAGGGCUUCGGUAUGGACUCGGUGAGCGUGCGUGUGAUGAACACGGACACCAUCUGCCAAGUCAAGGACAAAAUACUAGAGGCCUUUUACAAGAACCUGCCCUUCUCGCAGUGGCCUCGAGAAGAGGAUGUUGAUCUGGAGUGGUUCCCAGUGGGCCGCAGCAGCAGAAUCCUGCAGGAUCUGGACGACACGUCUGUCAUGGAGGACGGCAGAAAAAAACUCAACACUGUCUUCCACUAUCAGAUCCCAGAUGGAGCGUCGCUGGCCAUGAGCAUGAAGGACAAGAGAGAGAACACACUGGGCCGAGCGAAAGAUCUGGACACAGAGAAAUAUGUCCAUCUGGUGCUACAACAUGACGAGCUGACAGAGAGCAGGAAGUCCCACAGACACAGUCACAGGAAGAAGGUGUUACCUGAGAUCUACCUGACACGCCUGCUCUCCACUAAGGGAACUCUUCAGAAGUUCCUGGACGAUCUAUUUCAAGCCAUCCUCAGCAUUCCUCCAGAGAAACCACCGCUGGCCAUCAAAUACUUCUUUGACUUUCUAGAAGAACAGGCGGAUAAGCGUGGCAUAACCGACCCCGACACGUUACACAUCUGGAAGACCAACAGUUUGCCUCUGCGCUUCUGGGUCAAUAUCCUGAAGAACCCUCAGUUUGUGUUUGAUAUCGAUAAGACGGAUCACAUGGACGCGUGUCUGUCUGUCAUCGCUCAGGCUUUCAUUGAUGCCUGCUCUCUCUCUGACCUGCAGCUGGGCAAAGAUUCUCCCACCAAUAAGCUGCUGUAUGCCAAAGAGAUCCCGGAGUAUAAGAAGAGAGUGCAGUGUUACUACCAGCAGAUUCAAGAGAUGGCGCCGCUGAGCGAGCAGGAAAUGAACGCUCACCUGGCCGAGGAGUCCCGGAGAUACAGGAAUGAGUUCAACACUAACCUGGCCUUAAUGGAAGUCUACAAGUAUGCCAAGAGAUAUCGCAAUCAGGUGGUGAGCGCGCUGGACUCCAGCCCGACGGCUCGACGCACUCAGCUGCAGCACAAGUUCGAGCAGGUCAUUGCGCUGGUGGAAGACAACAUCUAUGAGUGCUGCAGUGAGGCCUGAGCCCACAUUCAUCCCCCUGACCGCCGCCUCAAAGGACUGAAGCCCUGAUGUCCAUAUCUGAUCAAAACUGUCCCACAUUUACUGAACCCAUGUGGCUAAUCAAGAAGUGAGGGCGAAACACCCGUUUCACUGCUUGUUCUUGCAGUGAUGAUUUUGUUGAUUUUCUUUUGCUAUAGUAUUCAACUAUUGACCUUGAACUAGGAGUUUGUUAAUUAAUUGUGGACUCCAGGGUCCUGAGGCCCUGUGGUCAUGUGACGCACUGACCCCACGCUUGGGGAGAGCCACUUAUGCACUGGAUUAUACAAGACCUUCUCCAUAGCAAUAUGUAUAGCUGUAUGAUGAUUUCACGGUGUUGUGUGAAUAACGUUUCUCCGAUGGGAUAUUUGUGCCUGUGCUGUUCAGCGGCAGUCCAUUUUAAAUCCACGAUGCCUUGGACUACAAGUUACUAUGAACACAUAUAAUAGACUUCAAUGAGACUGUUGCAUUUGUAUUAAUUAUUAUUAUUUGAAGGUCUUGGGUCUUUCUUGAAUGGGUCCAAACCAAAGUGUGUGCAUCAUUUUUGUAGAUAUUCUGCUGGAAAUUAUUAAUUUUUUUGGAGAAAGGGACAUUUUAUCAAUAAUGACAAACUUUACUAAAACA